UGUUCUUUCUCUCUUUACACAUACAUCAAACUCAUAUCUAACCUAUAUCUAUAUAUAUCCCCUAUAUAUAUAUACACACACACACAUAGAUUAAUUCCUUCACUCAUAUAUAUAUAUAUAUAUCUAUAUUUAGACAUUUAUAGACAAAAAUACGCUUAUAAAGACGUGUGUGUGUAUAUAUGUAUAAUAUGGCAGAAUUUGAUGAUUAUCAGGAUAAUAAACCCACAAACAACAACACAAGACUAAAACUAUUUGGUUUCAAUGUCUCCGAAGAUGAUCAAGAAGUUGAGUCAACCAAGACUACACUCUCAGCCGGAUCAUCGGAUUCCGGUGGCGGUUUCCCGUCUUCCGAUGACCGGAAAUACUUAUGUCAAUAUUGCUGCCGUGAGUUUGCUAACUCACAAGCUUUAGGUGGUCAUCAAAACGCUCAUAAAAAAGAAAGGCAACAAUUAAAACGUGCACAAAUGCAAGCUAGUCGAAACGCUGCCGUUUCGUAUAUUAGAAACCCUAUAAUUUCGGCCUUUGCUCCGCCGCCGCAUCUCCUUACACACUCCGGUCCGAUGGUGAUCCCGUCGUCGGGGGUGUCGCCUCCGUCGUGGGUGUACGUUCCACGCGCUUCGCCGGCGUUUCACGUGUCGCAUGGAUGUGUUUUGCCGUCUGGAUCAUCUCCGCCGUCGGUUGGGAGAGGUCCAGGGAUGGUAUCGUAUACCGGCAGUGUAGGGGAUUCGACUAUAAGUAGAGUUGGGCCUCAGCCCAAUAGUAGGUCAUAUCAUGAUGAUGGGCCUUCUUUGAGUAGGUUUUCAACAGGGGAUGGUGGGCCCAACUUCGAUGAUACAUUUGGGCUUGAUUUGCAUUUGAGCCUUUAGCCGAGCCAUGCCUUGAGCCGAGUCAUGAAUUUAGUUUUAGUUUGGAAAAGAUGCAGUUAUUAUUAGGCUUCGCUGUAAAAUCGGCUCGAGAAGCCGUUGUCGAAUUUUCAACCCCUCGAAUCUUUGUAAAUUCUGAUUUAUUUAUUUAUUUUCUUGAAAUUAA
Molecule: messenger RNA, 1029 nt
Organism: Erigeron canadensis
Lineage: Eukaryota; Viridiplantae; Streptophyta; Magnoliopsida; Asterales; Asteraceae
Product: zinc finger protein GIS3
Exons: 1
Coding region: 180-866 (228 amino acids)
Biological process (GO): trichome morphogenesis; trichome differentiation; gibberellic acid mediated signaling pathway
Cellular component (GO): nucleus
Molecular function (GO): transcription cis-regulatory region binding; DNA-binding transcription factor activity
Source: RefSeq, a predicted model, not a curated record